This is a messenger RNA of Chiroxiphia lanceolata (lance-tailed manakin), 4480 nucleotides long. It is a transcript of the gene PTPN1, whose product is annotated as protein tyrosine phosphatase non-receptor type 1. Lineage: Eukaryota; Metazoa; Chordata; Aves; Passeriformes; Pipridae. Gene Ontology annotation, biological process: protein dephosphorylation. Gene Ontology annotation, molecular function: protein tyrosine phosphatase activity. The record is from RefSeq and is a predicted model, not a curated record.
UCCGGCGGCGGAGGGAGGGCGGGGGCCGGGCAGAGCCGCCGCGGCCUCGGCAGCAGCUGCAGCCGGAGCUGCCGGAGCAGCGCGGGGGGCCAGGCCCCCGCCAUGGAGAUCGAGAAGGAGUUCCAGCGGCUCGACCAGGCCGCCAGCUGGGCCGCCAUCUACCAGGACAUCAGGCAUGAAGCCAGUGAUUUUCCAUGUAAAGUGGCCAAGCAUCCCAGAAACAAAAAUAGAAAUAGGUACAGAGAUGUCAGCCCCUUUGAUCACAGUCGAAUUAAGCUAAACCAAGGUGACAAUGACUAUAUCAAUGCUAGUUUGAUAAAAAUGGAAGAGGCCCAAAGGAGCUACAUUCUCACCCAGGGACCUUUGCCAAAUACUUGUGGUCACUUUUGGGAGAUGGUUUGGGAACAGAAAAGCCGCGGUGUUGUCAUGUUGAACAGAGUGAUGGAAAAGGGAUCCAUAAAGUGUGCACAGUACUGGCCACGGAAGGAGGAGAAAGAAAUGUUUUUUGAAGACACAAACUUGAAACUCACAUUGAUAUCUGAAGAUAUAAAAUCCUAUUACACAGUACGACAGCUGGAGAUGGAAAACCCGACCAGCCAGGAAACUCGGGAGAUUCUGCACUUUCACUAUACCACGUGGCCUGACUUUGGUGUCCCCGAGUCCCCGGCCUCGUUCCUCAAUUUCCUGUUCAAGGUGCGGGAGUCGGGCUCGCUGAGCCCCGAGCACGGCCCCGUCGUGGUUCACUGCAGCGCCGGCAUCGGCAGGUCCGGCACCUUCUGCCUGGUGGACACCUGUCUGCUCCUGAUGGACAAACGGAAAGAUCCUUCCUCUGUGGACGUCAAGCAGGUUCUCCUGGAAAUGAGGAAGUACAGGAUGGGACUCAUCCAGACCGCAGACCAGCUCCGCUUCUCCUACUUGGCUGUCAUUGAAGGGGCAAAAUUCAUCAUGGGAGAUGCUUCAGUGCAAGAGCAGUGGAAAGAGCUCUCCAACGAGGACCUGGACCCCCCACCUGAGCACCCCCCCCCUCCCCGGCCACCGAAGCGAACCUCGGAGAUGCACAACGGGAGGAUGCACGAACACACGGAAUUCUUUCCCAAAGCCCCGGGAGCAGAGGAGGAGAUCACAUGCUCAGUGAGCACCGUGGAAGAGACGGUCCCAGACGGCAGAGCUCGUUCACCUGCACCGCUGAGCACAGACAGCACUAGUCAAGACACUGAAAUUCGGAGGAGAACUGUUGGUGAAAAUCCGCGUCUCUCACCCCACAAAGAGGAGUCCAAGUCGGAGAACUCGGACGAGGAGGAUGAGAACAUGGUGACAACGUGGAAGCCAUUUCUGGUGAACAUCUGCAUGUUCACUUUCCUCACAGCAGGAGCUUAUCUCUGCUACAGGGUGUGUUUCCACUGAUGGCUGUUCAGCAGGAUGGACCCGCGGGGAACACGCCCGGUCGGGGUUUGUGGGAGCUCCUGUGAGAGGGAGCAGUCCAGGCAGGGGAGCCUUGUCUCAGAGCAGGUAGAUUUAGGGUGAAAGGCCAGAACUUUGGGUAGGGCUUAAAGAGAGAAUUGAUGCACUAGGGUUUUAUCCAGCCCUGUGGUCCCAAGAACAUAAUAUUCUAAUCUCAGGGCCUUAAAAUAUUCAGGAGUAAGCAGAGAAAAUGCCAAAUAGUUGGUUUCCUUUUUUGGUUUCUUUUUUUUGUUUUGUUUUUUUUUUUUUUAAACUAAAUAAUAGAAUUACAACACAUUGUUGUUUUUAGCCUUUUUUAAAAAGCCAGUUCAUUUUCUUUUGUUUCAGAAAAAGUAGGCACAAGUGAAACUUGCUUGUACUCUCCAAGUGUUGUAACCAAAUACAUGACUUACAUUGACGAGUUCCCAAAAAAGAAAAAGAAACCCACAUACCUGAAGAAUGUAAACCUUUGGAAGGGGAGGGGUGUUUGUGGUUGGUUUUUUUGUUUCUUUUUUUUUUUUUUUAAACUUGCUUCAUCAUUAAAGACUGAGUUGUGGGCAGUGCCUGUGGUAUUGAUAUAUUUAAUCUUGGCAUAACUGUUCUUAAAGAGCUGAUUGUUUUACUUGUGUUGAUAGAACCAGGCUUCUGCAUUUGCUCAGGGUAUCCCAACACGUCCAGCUCUUGGAUUUUUUCCUUUUUUUUUCCUUUACUAAGUGUAUCUCCUCAUUGACUUUUGUUGCACUCUACUUGCACAUACGGCUCUUUACAUUGCACCAUCCUUUCUAAAGCUGUUUUUAGUUUUAUAUUCUGGGUUAGGAGAGGUUGAGGGGAGGGAGAGAAACAGGAAGGGAAAUUCAACCAAACCAUGUCCACCAGCACUCUGCCAUGGAAGGACCAGUUCUUAAACCUCAUCAUUUGGAAUGUAAAAUGCAGUUUCACUCUCCCUGUGCUCCGUCAGGACCAGCCGUUGCUUCCAGCCAGGGGAGAGGCCCCGGGGGUGCUGCAGGGGCAGCAGGAGAUGUGCUCCAGGCAGGAGAGCAUUUGGUAAAUCCAGAGCAAUCCAGGCUGUGGCAGCUUCUUGAGACACAGACAGUUCACCAGGAGCCGGGUCGGUCUGUGAACAUGUCGGUUUAUGAUGCAAGUGUUUUGUGUGUUCUGCUUUGUGUAAAGCCAAGAUUAAAGUCCUGGCUCUAGGAGGGGGUCCUGCAGCCAGGCUGGGCCCAGCACUGGCCCUGCUGUGGGCCUGGCCCAGGGCUCCAGGGUGUAAAGUGCUUGUAAAUAAGGAUUUGGGUGUGUGGGUAGGACUGGGACUGGAAGGCAGCAUUGCACUAGGCAGCCAAUGCUGUUCCUCUCGGUAGUACCAAAUGAUUAAUAGUUUAAACAAUAAGAGCAAAGAUUUCUUUGCUUGUGUCGUGGAGCAGAGGCCGGGAGCAAACUCACUGCUGAGAGCUGUGGAGACUGAGCUGACCCAGGACAGCUGAUCUGCAGCACUGUUACUGAUCUGCUCCUUUCAUUUCUCAAGUCUCUGUAGAUUUAGAGCACUUAAGCACCCCCUCAGUGCAGCCCUCGCUGUGGAGGAGCCCAGGGGAGCUCUCUCCACUCAGUAUUUAUUUUUGCCAAGCUGGCUGUAGGUGUAGCUCUUCCUUCAGUGGGUGAGUAGGUGAAGGGGGUCGGGGGGGGUUGGAGUUAUUUCUAUUUUGUGUUUUGUUAAGCUUGCAUCAAGGGCUUCUCAAGAGUACAAUAAUAAAUCCUCAGGUAGUACUGGGAAUCAAUCCUUUUACCUGUGAGACUGUUGGUCAGACCAGUACUUGAAAGGAGGAAUGUUGUAAUCAGUCAAUAUUUAGUUAUAUUAUUGGAAACAGGAAAAAUGAGUAUAGAAAAAUGGUAAUAUAUAAUGGCUCAUCUGUGUAUUUAAGAUACAUUAUGUGAUUGCUUUGUCCCCACUGUUCUCUCCAGCACGGGCAGGUCCUGCCCUGAGGCACCAUUUGUACCCCUUUGUAUUAAACUGCAUGUGAAGUCUCCGGUGUCCCGAUGAAACACCACGUGCUUGAAAGGUGAAAGAACUUAUAUUUCUGCUUCCUGAUGUGCCCAAAUGAUAUUUGCAUGACCUGAUCCUUAGUGGCUGUGGUUCAGAGGGUGUUGCUGAAAGUCUCCUCGUUCAGCGAUGGCCUGUUGGGUGUUUAUCAGACAAUAUGUACUCGCCUAAUCCUUGGCAUGACUUCCCGUGGGAUCCCGUGUGCCCGGUGGUAGCAUGUUCCUUUCAGCUGAGUGAGUGUAGUACAGACAUUCCAGAGUUUAGUCAGCCCUAUCCACACCUCCCCUGGCCUGGGGGCAGCAGGGGCACCUUUGGAAAGACACGAACCAAACCCCUCCCCUCUGCACAUGUUCCCAAGAGAGAAUAUUUUAAGUUUUUGGUAUGGCAGGAAAACAAAGCCUCCUUCCUUUGAUUCCAGAUUAACUCAAUUGCAAAUGAUUCUACCAAGAGAGAGUUCCUGCAGGUCAUAGACAAGCUCUGAGCAUCCCCCUUUCCACCUGUUCCUUCCCUCUGUUCCAGGUCCAGCUCUUCCCCUGUCCCAGGACACACAGUGACUGCUCCCCAGGCCCCUGAGGUGUGGAUAAGGCUUGGAAUACUGAACUGUUCCCAUUUUGUUUUGCUGUCCUGUACUGUCUGUGGUAGUUGGGGGGUGUAAAUACCGUGGGGGUGUUGGGUAACCUGUUCUUGGAAAUGGACAAACAUCCAUGUUAGACUCGGUAGGACGUUAGUGAGCUGCUCUGCUAUCUGCCUUAAGCAAAUAUUUACUCAUCAGGUCUUUCUUUUUUUACAGAUUGCCAUAGAAUAAACUUUUAUAAAAAAAAAAUUUUAAAAACUCAACAAAAAAGCUGAAUGUUUUGGUAUAAUACAGUUUCAGGUAUCUUGUCUUUUGUGUAAGCCGCUGCUGGGCCUCCCAGGUUAGAGUACAACUGUACAGUUUUUCAAUCUCCCAUACAAGUUUUCAGUUCUCAUUUUAGUUGUAACAAUAAAAUUCUUUUUUUAAAGAAC